AUGGAGCGCCCACCAAGCAUUGCACUGGUGGACAAUACUGUCCCCUCAGAACAACCGACAGGCGGGGAAUCCUCGCGACGACCCUCCAAACAUGCACAGCAAAGCAGCCUUUCAAAACACCUCAGUCAUGCAUCUGUCUCCAGACAGCUCACCAAGCGCAAAUACGCCAAAUGGCAACCGGAUAAGCUAGGCGUUGCAACAGACCCCGAAACAUCACCGAGUAGGGAGUCAUCACGAAUACGGGGAUCAAUCUCAGCGGAGAGCUCGACGGGGCCCCGAAACGAAAAUAUAACGUCAGACUUCGCGACAGAAACAGCUCGUGUCGACACGGCAGACUUUUGUCCCUCCCGAGCUCCCAGUCAUACAAAUGAGGCCAUUCAAUCUGGCUCUGGCACAGGGGGACAGGGGCAACAAUCCGAUUCUGAGACAAACACAAAAGCCGUCACAGAACUUGAUAUUUUAUAUGAGAAUCAACGGGGCUCGUUCUUCUUUGGUGUACCCCUGUACUCGCAUAGCUCGCUACUCAACCUCGACCCUUCCGCAUGGAUGAAGGAUGAUAAGCGCCCGAGCCCUGUAAACAUCACCAAUGCCCAAGUACCCGACCCAAGCUGGGAAUGGACAUGGCGUACCUGGUACGUUGAUAUGUCCGGUGAUGUUGACGAGCAAGGAUGGCAGUACUCUUUCUCGUUUGGAUCCUCGCAAUGGCACGGUACUCACCCGUGGUUUCACUCUUUUGUUCGAAGGAGACGAUGGGUUCGAUUACGGACUAAGAUUCCCGAGAGGAGACAUCGUGGCCACUCAGAUUUUGAGAACGCGCACAUGUUGACGGAAGAUUACUUUACUAUUCAUUCUAAGACGAGAAGUCGAGACCAGAGUGUUACGGGACUUUCGCGGGUUGAGUCUGGGUUUUUGAGUCGGGUUAGCACCAAAGUUGAUGAAGAGGUACAUCUUGAGGAGAUUGGAGAUAUUCCUUCCCUUAUGUAUGCUUUGAAGCUUGCCUCGAUUGAUCGAGAGAGAAUCGACGCUUUAAAAAAGUUUGUGGAGGAGGGCGGAGAGGAAAUUUAUUACCUCAAUGAUAAGGUACCGGAGAUCAUGUCUAUGUUUCUGUUCCAGACAUCCCGCUGGCAAUUCGUGACUUAUCUUGUCAACACGAUACACAUACUUUCCAAGCCAGCUGAUGAUCCCGGAAAUAAAGAUGCAGACAAACUGAAACGCAAGAAAGAUAAUCUGCUACGGGCAGCGGAGAGUGCCAGACAACAUAUUACUGGCCCAGAUCUUUUUACUGAUGCCCACGGAGACUCAGCAACUGAGCUACUUGAUUUGACUCCAGUUACUAGACAUGACACCUUGCUGUCUAAACGGUCGCAAGCAUCUAGUGAGCCUGUGACGAGGGGAAAGGAGAUCAAAGGAAUUCCCAACGCCGCGGAGGUGGGCCGGGACGGGCAUAUCUAUUGA
Molecule: messenger RNA, 1455 nt
Organism: Penicillium angulare
Lineage: Eukaryota; Fungi; Ascomycota; Eurotiomycetes; Eurotiales; Aspergillaceae
Exons: 2
Coding region: 1-1455 (484 amino acids)
Cellular component (GO): membrane
Source: RefSeq, a predicted model, not a curated record